Messenger RNA from Marasmius oreades (fairy-ring Marasmius), 537 nucleotides. RefSeq lists its product as uncharacterized. Bases 1 to 537 code for a protein of 178 amino acids. Lineage: Eukaryota; Fungi; Basidiomycota; Agaricomycetes; Agaricales; Marasmiaceae. The record is from RefSeq and is a predicted model, not a curated record. The transcript is spliced from 2 exons.
AUGCCUCAAUGUUUAGCCCCAUGGAAACAGGCAUCCGAGCGCGUAGGAGAACAUUUCAAUCCCAACGCUUACCGUAAUCCGCUGGGCUAUUUCCUCCCAGAUCCUCAGAUGAUCGCUGUCUGUGGUCUGGAGAGUGGCAACUACAGCACACGGACAGCCUACAUCACAGUGUGGCUCAAACUUCGUCACGUUCUUUGCUACCGUCUUCGAACAUCUUCCGUUACUCCACUUGGACCCUCCCAUUGGCGAACAGUUUUAGGAAUCGAGAAGAUGGCUUUUAAGGAGAAAAAGGCGGCGAAACAAAAAGCGGAAGUAGAGGAAAUGUUGAUGGAAAUCUUGAAGAACGCUGGAAACACGAUGUCGGUCGAUUUGGAUCGUUUAGACACCGCAAAGGUUGAAUGGAACGGAUCGCCUCUCGAGGUUUCCACAGCUCCCACAGCCAAGUUGAAGGAGAUCUUGUGGGAGUUGUUCAAGCUCGGUUUCCGGUACGAGCUUCUCAUGAUGGAUCGCCGAUUCUACGGUGGUUUAAAGCCAUGA